Closterium sp. Naga37s-1 is the source of this 3033-nucleotide messenger RNA. NCBI's taxonomy places the organism in Eukaryota, Viridiplantae, Streptophyta, Zygnematophyceae, Desmidiales, Closteriaceae. The record is from the annotation of a GenBank genome assembly.
AUGUUGGGAGAAUGUGUGUGUGAAGGGGAGACGUUUAAGGGGGAGACGUUUGUGGGGCGCAGGUUGGGAGAAGGUGCGUGUGAAGGGGAGACGUUUAGGGGGGAGACGUUUGUGGGGCGCAGGUUGGGAGAAGGUGCAUGUGAAGGGGAGACGUUUAGGGCGGAGACGUUUGUGGGGCGCAAGUUGGGAGAAGGUGCGUGUGAAGGGGAGACGUUUAGAGGGGAGACGUUUGUCGGGCGCAGGUUGGGAGAAAGUGCGUGUGAAGGGGAGACGUUUAGGGGAGAGACGUUUGUGGGGCGCAGGUUCGGAGAAGGUGCCUGUGAAGGGGAGACGUUUAGGGGGGAGACGUUUGUGGGGCGCAGGUUCGGAGAAGGUGCGUGUGAAGAGGAGACGUUUAGGAGGGAGAAGUUUGUGGGGCGCAGGUUCGGAGAAGGUGCGUGUGAAGGGGAGACGUUUAGGGGGGAGAUGUUUGUGGGGCGCAAGUUCGGAGAAGGUGCGUGUGAAGGGGAGACGUUUAGGGGGGAGACGUUUGUGGGGCGCAGGUUCGGACAAGGUGCGUGUGAAUGGCAGACGUUUAGGGGGGAGACGUUUGUGGGGCGCAGGUUCGGAGAAGGUGCGUGUGAAAGGGAGAAUUUUAAGAGGGAGACGUUUGUGGAGCGCAGGUUCGGAGAAGGUGCGUGUGAAGGGCAGACGUUUAGGGGGGAGACGUUUGUGGGGCGCAGGUUGGGGGAAGGUGCGUGUGAAUGGGAGACGUUCAAGAGGGAGACGUUUGUGGGGCGUAGGUUGGGAGAAGGUGCGUGUGAAGGGGAGACGUUUGUGGGGCGCAAGUUGGGAGAAGGUGCGUGUGAAGGGGGGACUUACAGGGGGGAGACGUUUGUGGGGCGCUGGUUGGCAGAAGGUGCGUGUGAAAGGGAGACGUUCAGGGGUGAGACGUUUGUGGGGCGCAGGUUGGGGGAAGGUGCGUUUGAAGGGGAGACGUUUGUGGGGCGCAAGUUGGGAGAAGGUGUGUGUGAAGGGGAGACGUUUAGGGGGGAGACGUUUGUGGGGCGCUGGUUGGGAGAAGGUGCGUGUGAAGGGGAGACGUUUGUGAGGCACAAGUUGGGAGAAGGUGCGUGUGAAGGGGAGACGUUUAGGGGGGAGACGUUUGUGGGGCGCAGGUUGGGAGAAGGUGCAUGUGAAGGGGAGACGUUUAGGGGGGAGACGUUUGGGGGGCGCAGGAUGGGAGAAGGUGCGUGUGAAGGGGAGACGUUUAGGGGGGAGACGUUUGGGGGGCGCAUGUUGAGAGAAGGUGCGUGUGAAGGGGAGACGUUGGGAGAAGGUGCGUGUGAAGGGGAGACGUUUUCGGGGCGCAAGUUGGGAGAAGGUGCAUGUGAAGGGGGGACUUACAGGGGGGAGACGUUUGUGGGGCACUGGUUGGCAGAAGGUGCGUGUGAAAGGGAGACGUUCAGGGGCGAGACGUUUGUGGGGCGCAGGUUGGGGGAAGGUGCGUUUGAAGAGGAGACGUUUGUGGGGCGCAAGUUGGGAGAAGGUGUGUGUGAAGGGGAGACGUUUAGGGGGGAGACGUUUGGGGGGCGCAGGUUGGGCGAAGGUACGUGUGAAGGGGAGACGUUUAUGGGGGAGACGUUUGUGGGGCGCAGGUUGGGAGAAGGUGCCUGUGAAGGGGAGACGUUUAGGGGGGAGACGUUUGGUGGGCGCAGGUUGGGAGAAGGUGCGUGUGAAGGGGAGACGUUUAGGGGGGAGACGUUUGGGGGGCGCAUGUUGGGAGAAGGUGCAUGUGAAGGGGAAACGUUUAGGGGGGAGACGUUUGCGGGGCGCAGGUUAGGAGAAGGAGCGUGUGAAGGGGAGACGUUUAGGGGGGAGACGUUUGUGGGGCGCAGGUUGGGAGAAGGUGCGUGUGAAGGGGAGACGUUUGUGGGGCGCAUGUUGGGAGAAGGGGCGUAUGAAGGGGAGACGUUUAUGAGGGAGACGUUUGUGGGGCGCAGGUUGGGAGAAGGGGCGUAUGAAGGGGAGACGUUUACGGGGAAGACGUUUGUGGGGCGCAGGUUGGGAGAAGGUGCGUGUGAAGGGGAGACGUUUAGGGGGGAGACGUUUGUGGGGCGCAGGUUGGGAGAAGGUGCGUGUGAAGGGGAGACAUUUGUGGGGCGCAAGUUGGGAGAAGGUGCGUGUGAAGGGGAGAAUUUGAGGGGGGAGACGUUUGUGGGGCGCUGGUUGGCAGAAGGUGCGUGUGAAAGGGAGACGUUCAGGGGCGAGACGUUUGUGGGGCGCAGGUUUGGAGAAUAUGCGUGUGAAGGGGAGACGUUUAGGGGGGAGACGUUUGCUGGGCGCAGGUUGGGAGAAGGUGCGUGUGAAGGGGAGACGUUUAGGGGGGAGACGUUUGUGGGGCGCGGGUUAGGAGAAGGAGCGUGUGAAGGGGAGACGUUUAGGGGGGAGACGUUUGUGGGGCGCAGGUUGGGAGAAGGUGCGUGUGAAGGGGAGACGUUUGUGGGGCGCAUGUUGGGAGAAGGGGCGUAUGAAGGGGAGACGUUUACGGGGAAGACGUUUGUGGGGCGCAGGUUGGGAGAAGGGGCGUGUGAAGGGGAGACGUUUACGGGGAAGACGUUUGUGGGGCACAGGUUGGGAGAAAGUGCGUGUGAAGGGGAGACGUUUAGGGGGGAGACGUUUGUGGGGCGCAGGUUGAGAGAAGGUGCGUGUGAAGGGGAGACGUUUGUGGGGCGCAUGUUGGGAGAAGGUGCGUAUGAAGGGGAGACGUAUAGGGGGAAGACGUUUGUGGGGCGCAGGUUGGGAGAAGGUGCGUGUGAAGGGGAGACGUUUAGGGGGGAGACGUUUGUGGGGCGCAGGUUGGGAGAAGGUGCGUGUGAAGGGGAGACGUUUAGGGGGGAGACGUUUGUGGGGCGCAGGUUGGGAGAAGGUGCGUGUGAAGGGGAGACCUUUAGGGAGGAGACGUUUGUGGGGCGCACGUUGGGAGAAGGUGCGUGUGAAGGGGAGACGUUUAGGGGGGAGACGUUUGUGGGGCGCAGGUUGGGAGAAGGUUAG